AUGGCUGCGGAACAAAGAAAAGCACUUGAGGCACUUAUGGGGACAGAAGCUCUGGGUGGCGUACCCGACACCGUGAACUUUUGGGAUUCAAACGUGUGCAGAAAUUGUCUUUGUGGGUUAUGCCCACACGAUCUGUUCACCAACACGAAAAUGGACCUUGGCCCAUGUCCUAAGUUACAUUCUCAACGACUAAAGUCAGAAUACGAGGAAGCUCGCAAACGGAAUCCCAAUCAGCACAAUUACGAUCUUGAAUUCGAACGCAGCUUGGCUCAGUUCGUUGCUGAUUGUGAUCGUAAGAUUUUAAGUGCGCAGAGACGCUUGGAUAAGACUCCAGAAGACAGUGUAAAAACUACUAAAUUGCUUGAAGAGAUUCGUGAUUUAGAGAUGGAGAUUGCAGAAAUGACCAAGGAAGUAGAAAUACUCG
Molecule: messenger RNA, 424 nt
Organism: Paraglomus occultum
Lineage: Eukaryota; Fungi; Glomeromycota; Glomeromycetes; Paraglomerales; Paraglomeraceae
Source: the annotation of a GenBank genome assembly